CUCGGAUUCCUGGGCCCGAUUUUAGAGAGGAAGGAAGCGCGUUCCGCUUCCCGGCCCAACCCUCUUUCCUUCCGCUUCCCGGCCCAACCCUCCAUACAAAUGCAAAACCCUAAUAAGAAACCCUAAGAAACCCUUCUCCCCCGCCACCGGCCACCACCCCGACCAACGGAGGCAGCGAUGGGAUGCACGGCGUCCACGCGACGUGCGGGGUGGGGCUCGCUCGUGUUCGAUGUCUCAGGGUACGGCGGAGUUAGCCUCGACGUACAAUCAUCAGAAGUAUUCACCGUCGGCGCUUACGACUGGCAGAUUCGUUUCUAUGAGGAAGGAGUGUUUGGGCAUUCCGGAGGCUAUGUGGCGGUCUAUCUCUUUUUAGUCAGCAAGAAGGCCAAGGUGAGGGCAACAUUCGAGCUCAGUUUGGUGGACAUCACUGGAUCAACGCCGCCUCGUACGAUGAGGACGGUCGACGCAGAAUUUGACUCUGGCGACCGAACGUGCUUCGGCCAUCCCGAGUUCAUGAGGAAGAGCGAGCUCGAGGCGUCGCCUUACCUUCGCGGCGAUCGCCUCACAAUUGAGUGUGCCAUCACUAUCUGCAAGGAAGCGCCGGUCUCGUCGAAAUCGUUUGCUGAGGUGCCGCCAUCCGACAUCACGGAUCACCUCAGGAAGCUGUGGCAAGGGAAAGAGGGCAGCGAUGUCACCUUCGAGGUUCAAGGGGAGGCUUUUCCUGCCCACAAGACGGUGCUCGCGAUGCGGUCGCCGGUGUUUAAGGCAGAGCUGUACGGUGCCUUGAGGGAAAAUGAUAUGGGUCGCGUUAUCAUUGGCGACAUGCAACCUGCAGUCUUCGAGGCCCUGCUCCAUUUUAUAUACACCGAUUCAUUGCCCACCAUGGAUGAUCUUUACCAAGAUCAAGAUGAAUACAAAGAGAUUAUUGGACAUUUGCUUGUAGCCGCGGAUCGGUAUGCCAUGGAAAGACUGAAGAUCAUAUGUGAAAGCAUCCUUUGCAAGAACAUAGAUGUGAAGACCGUGGUGACUACACUGGCUUUGGCUGAUCAGCAUCACUGCAACAAGUUGACUGAUGCUUGCAUUGAAUUUAUUGCCUCUUUGGGUAAAGUGGAUGAUAUAAUAGCAAGCCAGGGAUAUGCUGAGCUCAAAAGAACCUGUCCUUUGGCUUUACUGGAACUGUGGGAGAAGGCAACUAGGCUCUACAUGAUAUAGUCUUCAUUUCACAUUGGCAUGCGUGUUAAGUCGCAUACAUAUCUUGCUACUUGUUUGAUGAAGGAUUAGUUUAUUUUAAUAUAUAUGGAGCUUCGGUGAAAAACAGUACUACUCUGCUAAUGUUUUUCAUUUGCCAAGAUGUUGCAUACUUAUCCUUUUAGCGCAAAUGGCUAGUGUAUGCUACUCAGUUCGAUGGUGAUAUCUGCCGUAACGAAUAAGCAGCAAAAUGCGACAAGAGUGGGCCAGGAGUGUGUUAAUGUGAUUAUAAGGGAACAUUUCAUCAAAAUAUGAAAUUCGAAACGGGAGAACGAAUGCCACAUUUUCGAACUCUUGAGUGUUGUAAAACAAUGGGGGUGCAUUUGAAACAAUAAUUCUUGCACUGGAAGGUGUUCAAUUUCUAUUGUCAGGUACUUUUCUGUUCUUGCAUCCUCCAAUUGGUUUCAGUUUUUAUUUUACUUACCUGAAAAGUUGAGACUGAAUCCAUAAGCAGUUGACCCAUCGGUAUGCUUUUAAUCUUUUACAAAUAUAAAAUGAAUUAAGUAAUCAAUCUAACCUAUGGAAUGAUUGAGUACCAUCACAUCAUCCAACUAUACUGUUAUAUAAACAUCAUCGGUACAUCACAGUAUUGGGCAAUUGGCCUAUAUUGCUAUUACUUUGAAUGAAACACAUUUGUACUAUAUGACAGUAACUAAUUGGAAGAGUGCAGUAUGUUAAUGCACCUGCAUAUCCUUAAGAAUAAAAUAUCCAAUAAAAGUUGACAUUUGAAAGUACCCCUUGUGUUGUAAAGUAAUCAUUUUGAUACAGAAGGAACGUAAUAAUGAAGGCAAGCAUGUAAAAAACUGGGGAAAGUAUUGUUCGUAACAGGUUAUAUGCAGCCCUACCGUCUACAGGAACGCAUCAAAGCAAACUUCGGAAAUUGGUGCAUGUCAGGCAAGUCAGGAUUUAGUUGUUAUUUACAGAGGUGAUUUCUGUUCCCUUUAAUUUGUAGAAAUUUGGGGCAGGGAAGCAACGGAAUAUUUUUUUCAAAAGUAUUCUCAAGCUGAUUUGUAUGUGACGAGAUUAUUAAUCAGUUUGAUCGAGAUAUUUUUUGUAUUUGACGCAGUAUGUAUGUACCAAGCAGGAUUGCAAGUCAAUCUCACCUUAGGAUAUUAUUCAUACCUAUUAGCAAGUCUACAUGGAUCAUUU
Triticum aestivum (bread wheat) is the source of this 2397-nucleotide messenger RNA. RefSeq names its product BTB/POZ and MATH domain-containing protein 2-like. The record is from RefSeq and is a predicted model, not a curated record. Gene Ontology annotation, biological process: protein ubiquitination. Gene Ontology annotation, molecular function: protein binding. The transcript is spliced from 2 exons. Lineage: Eukaryota; Viridiplantae; Streptophyta; Magnoliopsida; Poales; Poaceae. Bases 178 to 1212 code for a protein of 344 amino acids.